AAGUGGCUGUCGCCAUUCGGGGCGGGCCGUUGCCCCGCUGCGGCCCCGCCUUCGACCGAUGUUCCAUCCCUUUUCAGUGAACACAUCGUCGCAUCUGUAGCAUAUCGAGUAUUCACUAAGUCAUCAAACAGCUAUCUCUAUCCAACAUCACAAUGUCGAUGAAGAGGAAGAGCUUUUUUGUUAAGCUAAUGAAGCUUGUCGGCAAAGGAAAUCAAGUCCAAUCCUCAAAACCAUGCUUGGCGCAGAUCUAUGAGGAAAGGAAAAAACAGCGACAGCGAACCUCACUCUCAUCGCUUCGAUCUCACAUCGAACCCAUGCCGACAAUCAUGGAGGAGGACGAGUCUCCAUUCAGCACGCUCGAGGAUUUCUCACGAUUCUAAGUCAACCAGUCUACGGUCAUAUCCUCUAGUCUUAGAAAAGCCUUCGCUGCCCUCCUAGCUCCCUUCCUCAUCUACUGCGAUACUAUCGAAUUUCUAGAAAUAUACGAGGUAUCGCAUAACAAUGCUUCACCGUAUAGUAGUGAAGCUGCUCUAUGAAACGUCUCUUGAAUAUUUUCCUCCUCCUAUUUUCCUUUCCCCUCUGGAAAAAAAUUGACGAAUGCUAACUCCUUGGCGUUCUUUAUUUUUAUUUGCCUUUCGGGUGUUUUGUUUUCUCGGUUUUCUCCUCAUGUUUCCAAAGUUUGCUUAUGUCAUAGUUGAUCUUCUCCAUGUAAACAGAUUUGAUAUUUGUUGCCUUCUUUUUUCUUUACUCAUAUUACGGGUCCAACUAUGAGC
Molecule: messenger RNA, 773 nt
Organism: Cylicocyclus nassatus
Lineage: Eukaryota; Metazoa; Nematoda; Chromadorea; Rhabditida; Strongylidae
Source: the annotation of a GenBank genome assembly